Messenger RNA from Saccharomyces mikatae IFO 1815, 771 nucleotides. It is a transcript of the gene WSS1, whose product is annotated as metalloendopeptidase WSS1. The record is from RefSeq and is a predicted model, not a curated record. The transcript has a single exon. NCBI's taxonomy places the organism in Eukaryota, Fungi, Ascomycota, Saccharomycetes, Saccharomycetales, Saccharomycetaceae. Bases 1 to 771 code for a protein of 256 amino acids.
AUGACCGGCUUCCAGGGAAUAGCUACUCACAAGAACCCGCACAUUAAAAAAGUAGCUGUUUUGCAAUGUAAACCCAACCAAGAAGGUGCAUUAAAUAUAAUCAAGGAAAUUGCCCGUAAAGUGUCCUUUCUAAUGAAAGAAAAUCACCUCAAAGUCGUCAGCUUGGUGGAAUUUUAUCCACGGGAUCAAAGGCUUUUAGGUAUGAACGUCAAUCAUGGGUUAAAGAUAAUGCUAAGGUUACGAUGCCCCACUGACGAGUUCCAAUUUUUAUCCAUGGAAUCUAUAUUGGGCACUAUGUUGCAUGAAUUAACUCACAACUUAUUUGGACCACAUGACAAGAAGUUUUACGAUAAAUUAGACGAAUUAAUUGGGAGACAAUGGGUUAUUGAACAGAGGGGCUUGUACGACACAUUUCUGGGGAAUGGCCACCGUCUUGGGGGAAGAUCGAAUCUACGUUCAGCAGGGGACCCUGUGACAGGCAUGCAAACCAACACGGGGAUAGUGAGAAGAAGGAAUAAAGGUGUGAAGCUGGGGACUCUAAAUUCAGAGGGUGUAUCAUCUAAAAAUAGAGGUAAAUCCCCAAGAGAGAUGGCAGCCUUGGCAGCUGAAAGAAGAUAUAAAGACGAUCGCUGGUGUGGGGAGACCAAGAAUAACAAAGAUCAAAUAAUAAGCGAUAAUAAUAAAGACUCACUGGAGAUCGUGAUACUUGAUGACGAUGAUGAGCAAGAGUCCCCGAGAGACAAACUCGUAGAGGUUAUUGACCUUACGUAG